UUCCGUCCCACGGAACUGUUGCCCCCAGGCUCCGAGGAGGAGGCGGCUGCAGAGCGGAGGGGAGAGCCUCGCUAGCGACGUCGCCGGAGCCGGAGCUACACCACCCCGCACCCGUCACCGCGGUCCGGCCCGGCCGCCGCCAUGGGGGCCGUGCUGGGCGCCUUUUCCGUAGCCAGCUGGAUUCCAUGCUUGUGCAGCAGUGCAUCAUGUUUGCUAUGCAGUUGCUGUCCUAAUGCCAAGAAUUCAACUUUGACUCGUCUUAUCUAUGCCAUAAUUCUUCUCUUGGGCACAGCUGUUUCUUUUAUUAUGUUGACAGAACCAUUGGAUGUACAGCUGAAAAAGAUUCCUGGAUUUUGUGAAGGGGGAUUUAAAAUCAAGAAUAAUGAUGACACAACUGAUAUUUGUGAUGUCCUGGUUGGUUAUAAAGCUGUCUAUCGGGUCAACUUUGCCUUAGCUAUCUUUUUCUUUCUAUUCUUUCUACUGAUGUUAAAAGUGAAAAGUAGUAAAGAUCCAAGAGCUGCAGUGCAUAAUGGGUUCUGGUUCUUCAAAAUUGUUGCCAUUGUUGGUCUAAUGGUUGGAUCUUUUUACAUUCCCGAGGGUCCAUUUAGCACAGUGUGGUAUUAUACUGGAAUGUGUGGGGCCUUCCUGUACAUCCUCAUACAGUUGAUACUGUUAGUGGAUUUUGCCCACUCUUGUAAUGAGAAUUGGGUUAAUCGAAUGGAAGAAGGAAAUGCUAGAUGCUGGUAUGCAGUUUUACUGUCAUGUACGAGCUUCUGCUAUAUCCUGUCCUUCAUUGGUGUGGUGCUCUUGUUUGUAUUUUACACCAAAGCUGAUGCCUGCACUGAAAACAAGUUAUUCAUCAGUUUAAAUUUGAUUUUUUGCAUUGUGGUGUCCAUUGUCUCAAUCCUUCCCAAAAUUCAGGAAUUUCAGCCUCGCUCUGGCCUUCUCCAGUCCUCAAUUAUUACACUUUAUACCAUAUACCUCACAUGGUCAGCCAUGUCCAAUGAACCUGAUCGAACCUGUAACCCAAGCUUAUUGAGCAUCGUCACACAGAUAACCACACCCACCUUGACUCCUUGGAACACAACUGUUUCAGUGUCUACCAUUGGUCCUCCAUUGUCACAGAACAGGCGGUGGCUAGAUUCAGAGAAUUUUUUUGGACUUAUGAUCUUUGUCCUUUGCCUUCUAUAUUCCACCAUCCGUUCUUCUAACAAUAGUCAAGUAAACAAGCUGACUUUGUCUGGGAGUGAUAGUGUGAUACUGGAUGAUACUUCCUCAAAUAGUCCCAAAGAUGUUGAGGAUGGACAGCCACGGCGAGCUGUGGACAAUGAGAAAGAUGGGGUGCAAUACAGUUACUCUGCCUUCCACCUGAUGAUGUUCCUGGCCUCUUUGUAUAUCAUGAUGACCUUGACCAACUGGCAAAGACCUGAUGUAGAGUUCCAGACAGUGAUCCACAAGUGGCCCGUGUGGGUAAAAAUCGUUUCCAGCUGGUUUUGCCUCAUCCUUUAUCUCUGGACCCUCAUGGCACCCCUUAUCCUCACCAACAGAGACUUCAGUUGAGCCUUCAGGAGUCAUCACACAGUUUUUGUGCCAAGAGCCAACAUCCAUGUAUUUCGCUUCAACUAAAAUAUUAAGUGAACACUUCCCAAAAGUUUGGCUCUAUCCAGGUAUACCCAAGGUUACUAGAUGAAUAAUGCUUUGAAGCAGGAUCUAAACUUUUCCUUUUGAUAUAUUACGCUUAUUUGUAACACAAAGUACAAGGUGAAUCUUAUUGCAUUUUUAAAAAGGAACUACAGCUGUGCUGUGAAGAGAAUUCUGAAAAAAAAAUCUAUAGGCUCCUGCAGCUUAAAUUUAAAUUGUUUAAUAGAAAAACAUGAAGGGUUAGAAACCUUUCUCAAUAUAUACAACUUGAAAUACCUUUAGAAAACAAAGAAGAAUAUCCUACUUCACAAAUGCUUUGGUCAAUAGAAACCUUUUCUCUUGUAUUUUCUUACAUUCCAGUGUGCAGGUUUAAAGGAUGUACUUGCUCUUUCCUGAGGGAGGAAGCCCUUACACUCUUGCCCAAGGCAGGGCUCUCAGAACAGUACAUCUCUUGCUUCUGUCACUUAGAAGUUAUUUUCAGAUUCAUACAUUUUUACACUAUAAUAAUAUGAUGCUGCUUGAUCUCAGUCUGUGGCUUUGCCAAAUAUGAUGAUUUCAGUGAAUGCUUUCAAGAUUUAAUGUAAGUGGAAAAUUAACCUGGAAUAUUGCUCCUUAUAUCCAGUGUAAUUUCCACAUCGGAAGAAAAAUGUGUAAAGCAAAAAUGCACGUAAACUUUUCUGUCAGCGCUUCAGCCAUUUGCACUGUAACAUUUGAUUAAAAAUAUCAAGAUUUUAAA
Messenger RNA from Sarcophilus harrisii (Tasmanian devil), 2377 nucleotides. RefSeq names its product serine incorporator 3 (gene SERINC3). Bases 142 to 1560 code for a protein of 472 amino acids. Gene Ontology annotation, cellular component: membrane. The record is from RefSeq and is a predicted model, not a curated record. The transcript has 10 exons. Lineage: Eukaryota; Metazoa; Chordata; Mammalia; Dasyuromorphia; Dasyuridae.